AUGAAGCAUCUGAUUCGCCGCCUCUCUCGUGUCGCCGACUCCUCCUCCGAAUUCUCCGUCCGACGAUCCACCGCUUCCUCUUUCCGCACCCGUCGCUUCCACCACCGUCCUCACGUGCCUCCGCAGUGGUCGAUUUGUCCGGCGAGACGAGUCAACUCAGUCCCCGCCGGUCACGUACCUGUCUACGUCGGAGAAGAGAUGGAGAGAUUCGUGGUUAGUGCUGAGUUACUAAACCACCCGGUUUUCAUCGGUUUGUUAAACCGGUCUGCUCAGGAAUACGGUUACGCUCAGAAAGGAGUCCUUCAUAUCCCCUGCCACGUCAUCGUUUUCGAGCGCGUGGUGGAAACGCUCCGGUUAGGAAUCAACGAUUCCGGCGACGUGCAGGAUCUCGUCGCUUCGUUGCUCUCCGGCGAUGAAUUGAUACAUGGAACUACAGAGUAA
Molecule: messenger RNA, 441 nt
Organism: Arabis nemorensis
Lineage: Eukaryota; Viridiplantae; Streptophyta; Magnoliopsida; Brassicales; Brassicaceae
Source: the annotation of a GenBank genome assembly